UAGAGGUUUAAAACUGCUUCCUAUAUUGUCGUAUUCACUAUAAAGUAGCCCAUCAUAUGAUGUUAGUGCCCAGUGGCAUUGCAGAGGGCCUCCUCUAACACCCCAUCUCAUCAGCUUUCCGUCGUGGGUUGUUAAGCCGGCCCAAAUAGAAAAGUACAAAAUCCACGGGGGAUAACGUGACAAGUCCAUGGACCAGGCCCACCGCGUAGUUAUCACAACGGGCAUUUCCCGCCAGCCACAGUAUAUUCCUUAUAAGAACAGGACUCCAUUGUUAGAUAGAUUAUUAGCAAACCAAAGUAUACCAGGAUUUGACACUGAGUGUGUGUGAGAGAGAGAAAUAUGGAAGAAGGUCUGUUGUUGAAGAACAGAGGAGACGAAAAGGAGGCACUGAGAUGGGGUGUUUUUGCAGAGGAAGUAAAGAAUGUUGGUUACAUAGCUGGGCCUAUGGUGGUAGUGACCAUUUCAGAAUACCUGCAACAAGUCAUCUCUGUAAUGAUGGUUGGACACCUCGGCGAACUCUCUUUGUCUAGUACCGCCAUCGCCACUUCCCUUGCCGGUGUUACUGGAUUUAGUCUGAUUCUAGGAAUGGCAAGUGCACUAGAAACUCUAUGUGGGCAAGCCUAUGGAGCACAACAAUAUCGACAGCUUGGAGUUCAAACUUAUGGAGCCAUAAUUUCCCUCAACUUGGUCUGUUUCCCCAUUGCUCUUGUAUGGAUUUCAAUGGGAAAACUACUGCCUUUGAUAGGCCAAGACCCUUCAAUAUCAAUUGAAGCUGGGAAAUUUGCUAUCUGGCUCAUACCUGCAUUGUUUGCUUAUGCAACCCUUCAACCAUUGAUUAGAUACUUUCAGUCUCAGAGUUUGAUAUUUCCCCUGCUCCUGAGUUCCUGUACAAGCCUACUUCUUCAUAUUCCCCUUUGUUGGGUGUUGGUACUAAAGUCAGGAUUAGGAAACUGCGGAGCUGCAUUAGCAAUCAGUCUAUCAUAUUGGUUUAAUGUCAUCUUCCUUGGGUUGUACAUGAAGUACUCCUCAUCUUGUGAUAAAACUAGAGUACCACUGUCAAUGGAGGCGCUUCAAGGUGUCAGCCAGUUCUUCCGAUUGGCAAUCUCUUCAGCUGUAAUGAUCUGUCUUGAUUGGUGGUCAUUUGAGGUGCUUAUCUUGUUGUCUGGGCUCUUAUCAAAUCCAGAACUUGAAACUUCAGUCCUUUCUAUAUGCCUCACUACCACCUCAUUGCUCUAUACCAUACCAUAUGGCAUAGGUGCUGCUGCAAGCACUCGAGUUUCAAAUGAACUGGGAGCUGGAAACCCACAGGCAGCCCAAGUUGCUGUCUAUGUUGUGAUGCUUCUUUCAGUGACAGAGGCGGUUAUAGUAAGCACAGCCCUCUUUGCAGGCCGAUAUAUUUUGGGUUAUGCCUACAGCAAUGAGAAGGAAGUAGUGAAUUAUGUCACAAAAAUGGCACCUCUGUUUUGCCUCACAGUUAUCAUGGACAGCCUACAAGGAGUUCUCUCAGGUGUGGCUAGAGGAUGUGGGUGGCAACACAUAGGGGCCAUCAUAAACUUGGGGGCUUUCUACCUUGUUGGAAUUCCAGUAGCAGCUCUAUUAGGUUUCUACAUACAUUUAAGAGGAGAAGGCCUCUGGAUUGGAAUACUGACUGGGUCUACUUUGCAAUCAGCCCUUCUUGCUCUCAUAACAAGCUGUACAAACUGGAAAAAGCAGGCACUCAAGGCCAGGGAUAGGCUAUUUGAGAAUCAACAAAGAUUGUAUUGAUGCAAAUAAGAAGUUUUGAUGAUACCCAACUGUUGUCACUUAAGCAUAUGAGACAGUUGGCCUUUCUCCAUAAAUAAUUACUGUAAUUUGUUUAACUACCAUUUAUGAGCCAAAUAUAUUGGUAAAUGGCAUGUGAACUUCUGAUCUUUUAGUGUUAUGCCUUGAGAUCAGGCUACUGGGAUUAGUUUAGUAUCUACAUUUGCACCUAAAAUUAUAUUGGUAAUGUUGUUUCAAUGCCUUUUGCAGGUAGUUGGUGGCAAUUCUUGACCAUAUCCACCAAUCGCCAAAAGAAUCAAUUUGGAUCAGAUAGAGCACAUAUGCUGAUGGGGUUUUUGGUUGGGAAAAAGUUCCUACUCUAAGUUGUCUGAUAUUUUCUGGUUCACAGUAGGCCUGUUUUCUAGGAAGUUCAGAUUGUUGUGUAUUUCCAACCUGACAUCACCCAUUGCCACAAACCUACUCCUAGAUGAUAGGAGUUUAGCUAUUCCAUAUAGCCGUAUCAUCCAAUUGAUGGUUUGUGGUGUACAAAAUCUUUGGGAUACUCAACUGAACUAAACUCGGCCUUAACCCCAACUGUUUGCGGUCAGCUACAUGAAUACUGCCUGCCAUUGUGCAUUAUCAAGAGCCAAUUUUUACUGUAUAAUGUUAGAAAUCUUGGACAUAGAGGUUAUAAAUUGAAUUCUUCAGAUUUGUAAAAUUCACAGGUUUUACAUUAUUGACUG
Molecule: messenger RNA, 2483 nt
Organism: Nelumbo nucifera (sacred lotus)
Lineage: Eukaryota; Viridiplantae; Streptophyta; Magnoliopsida; Proteales; Nelumbonaceae
Product: protein DETOXIFICATION 10-like
Biological process (GO): xenobiotic detoxification by transmembrane export across the plasma membrane
Cellular component (GO): membrane
Molecular function (GO): antiporter activity; xenobiotic transmembrane transporter activity
Source: RefSeq, a predicted model, not a curated record